AUCCUCAAAUAUUCAAAACCAGUAUCUUAAUUUCGUUUCCCGCCCUAAACUGCUCAUCUUUUUGUCCUUCAAAUCAAACUCCUUCAAACCAAAACCCUCUCUCUUCUGAUCCAAAUUCUCCUCCAAUCUACAACAUCAAAAAAUCUUCAACCUUUACACAUUCACACACACAUCUAUACAUAUACAUAAAUGUCGACGUCGUCAGCUCGCCGGAUCAAAGACUCCGGCGGCGGCGGAGGAGGAGGGAAGGUCACGGCGGCGAAACCCUCCAAAACCCUAACCCCAGUUUUUGGAAAAGGCGGAGAGACUCUCAAGAAAUCCACCGGAAAAGAAAACCCUAGACCCAUUUCAACGGGUCGAGCUUCGGUGGCCGCGAUGUCUCAGAAGCCUGUGAUUCGGUCAAUUCCACGGAUCGAAAAGCCCUCAGCGAGUGCGGCCGGUGAAAGAGAUUCAGGGUUUCGAUCGUCUUCGUCGUCAGUGCCGAGAGGUAGGAGUUCUAGUCCGUCUGAAUUUAAUCGGGGUUUUUCAGAUUUUCGCAAUGGGAGGGUUUCUAGGGUUUCUUCUGGGGGUGAAUUUCAGCGAUCUGUGUCGAAUGGUAGGAAGAGUGUGAGUGGGGUUAGGGUUUCUGAGAGAAUUCAGCAAAAGACUGGAACUUUGAAGGAUUUGAAUACAAAAUCAAGUGAAGGAAGUGAGAAUAGUAGUAGGGUUUUGAAGGGGUACAAAAGUUCAGUGAAUGCUGAGGUGGGUAUGGAGAGAAGCAGUGAAAAACUUAAGCAAUGUGAAUCAAAGUAUAAAGCAAGUGCAGAAACUAGGGCUAGGGAUAGGGUUUCAGAUGAAUUUAAAGAUGUUAAUUUAAACUCAAGUUCAUCAAAAUCACGCGCAGAUAGUCGUGUUUCUAAGUCUAAUUUAGAUUCCAAUGUUAAAGUUAAUUAUUUUAGGGUUUAUGGGCAAUCAAAGGGGAGAUCUUGUGUUGAUCCGAAACCAAUUGUAGUUGAGAAGAGUGUGAAUUGUAUUGAUUCGGGUGUGAAAGAAUUGGGCCGAAGAUCUCUGAGUAGUUCAAGAAGAGGUUCAGAGGGCUUGAAACAGAAGGGUUUACCUGAAGAAGGUAUGGGUGGUGGGAGUAUCAAUAAAUAUCCAAGCAAGCUUCAUGAAAAGAUUUCAUUUUUGGAAGGGAAGGUUAAGAGGAUUGCAUCUGACAUUAAGAGGACAAAGCAGAUGUUGGAUAUGAAUAACCCAGAUGUGUCAAAAGUGAUAAUUUCAGAUAUUCAUGAAAAGAUUUCAGGGAUUGAGAAGGCAAUUGGACAUGUUGUUGAUGGAGCUGAUGGGAAGAUGGUUGUACCCAAAGCAACUGGAAAUGGUGAUCUACUGAGUAGAACUUCGGAUAAGAAUCAAAACAAGGAAGUGGAUCAUGUGAAAAGUUCUGUAAAAGGCUUGAAUACCGAAGAGCUAGAGGCUAGACUUUUUCCUCAUCAUAGGUUACUUAGAGACCGAACAUCAUUGAAAGUGUCAUCAGGAAGCAAUCAAAAUCAGCAGGCUGGUAUAGUGGAAUCUAGCUGUGAAUUGAAACCCAAAGAGAAGGUUUUGAGCCCCAUUGAUGAUAACCCCAUUGCAUUGGAGUUCUUGGCCUCCCUGGGCAAGGAGCAAUCUAAGGUUACAAGAAGGGGUGAAAAUGUUAGUUCGGAGAUCUCUGAAGUUCAAGAAACAGAAAGUACUGUGACUUCAGGAGCACAAGACUCUUCAAACAUGGCCAGUGUAGAAGGGCAUGUUGAGAUGAUUCCCACAACAAAUGAAACACUUGAUGAGUUUGAUGAUAAGGAGAAUAGACUGGAAAUGAUUAUUGAAGAGGAGACUGAGGAUAGUUUCAUUUAUCAGUUAAAUGAAAUUGGCUGUAAGACCUCAACCGGAGGAUGGUUUGUAUCUGAGGGUGAAGCUGUUCUUCUUGCUCACGAUGAUGGUUCUUGUUCCUUUUAUGAUAUUGCCAACUGUGAGGAGAAAGCUGAAUACAAGCCCCCUGUUGAAGUCUCACCUAAUGUAUGGAGAGAUUGUUGGAUAAUUCGCGCCGCUGGUGCAGACGGUUGUUCGGGAAGGUAUGUUGUGGCUGCCUCUGCUGGCAAUACAUUGGAUUCUGGAUUUUGCUCGUGGGAUUUCUACACUAAAGAAGUGCAAGCUUUUCAAAUUGAGGAUGUGGCUAUUAAUUCAAGAACUGCACUUGCUCCACUACCCAAUAACACCAUACAUAGAAGAAAUACUCUAUCUAUUGCCCCAGAAAACCGACAAUGGUGGUAUAAACCCUGUGGACCACUUAUCGUCUCAACGGCCAGCUGUCAGAAGGCUGUUAGAAUCUAUGAUAUCCGUGAUGGAGAGCAGAUCAUGAAAUGGGAGGUGCAAAAGCCUGUACUGGCAAUGGAUUAUUCAAGUCCUUUGCAAUGGAGAAACAGAGAAAAAGUGGUUGUAGCAGAGGCAGAAACUAUUUCUGUAUGGGACGUUAGCUCUCUCAAUCCUCAAGCACUACAUUCUGUUUCUUCAACUGGCCGAAAAGUGUCAGCGCUUCAUGUGAAUAACACUGAUGCUGAAUUGGGUGGAGGAGUAAGGCAAAGAGUAAGUUCAUCUGAUGCAGAAGGAAAUGAUGGAGUUUUCUGCACCCCAGAUUCCAUUAAUAUAUUAGAUUUCCGCCACCCAUCAGGCGUAGGGCUCAAGAUAUCCAAACUUGGUGUCAACGUGCAAUCUAUUUUCUCUCGUGGAGAUUCUGUUUUUCUUUGGGCGCACUAAUGCAGGUCAGCAGGAAAAAGUCAGCUUGCUCUCAGAUACAACAGUUUUCACUGCGCAAACAGAGGCUUUUCAGCACUUACUCUCUGCCAGAAUCAAAUGCUCACUCCUAUUACACAGCCUUAACACAAGUUUGGGGAAACUCAAACUUUGUCAUGGGAGUUUGUGGACUUGGGCUGUUUGUUUUUGAUGCCCUGAAGGAUGAUGAAUUGCAGCCUUUCUCCAUUGAUUACGGUAACAUGCAGAAAUUUAAAGAAAUUAUUGGACCAGAUGACUUGUAUUCCCCUUCUUUUGAUUACUUGGCAUCCCGUGUUCUCCUCAUAUCAAGAGAUCGCCCGUCUUUGUGGAGGUACUUGUCAUAACUGUGAUCUAUGCUUGAAGUCGUAUUUAACAUAUUUUGUUGAAAACAGAGAACCAUCAGAGCAUAGUAAAUGCUGCUGUUUAUGCGCUGUGCAUUCUGCGUCAAACAUUAGAAUAAUUUUGCUAUUUAUUCUAGUAGAACUCUUUCUUAUGUAAAAAAGUAGGGAUGUGCAUUAUGUUUACCAUUCUUAUAUCUUGCUUUUGAGGAUGUGAGUAAUUGAAGGCAGUUUUGAGUUUACCAGUAAUUGAUAUAAGGACACUAGGUUUUCAUUUGAAACCCAUUGCAGUUGUGAUGAGAACCCAUUUGAUAUUAACACUGGAUAGGAGUAAAACAUAUAUAAGUCUGACAGUUUUUCUUGUACGAGUAAGCAUAAGAAUAUGUUAUGCAAAGCUGUUAUGUGAUUGCAAAA
Molecule: messenger RNA, 3536 nt
Organism: Camellia sinensis
Lineage: Eukaryota; Viridiplantae; Streptophyta; Magnoliopsida; Ericales; Theaceae
Product: KIN14B-interacting protein At4g14310
Molecular function (GO): protein binding
Source: RefSeq, a predicted model, not a curated record